Molecule: messenger RNA, 444 nt
Organism: Ambispora leptoticha
Lineage: Eukaryota; Fungi; Glomeromycota; Glomeromycetes; Archaeosporales; Ambisporaceae
Source: the annotation of a GenBank genome assembly
UUAAAACGGCUAUUCCAUAAGCAUAUUGAUCCAUAUGUGGUACAAUGGCAGCCAAAGAACAAUAGAAUGCAUAAACGGCAUUAUGAAGGAGAGGUUGAUAUGACAGGAAUGCCACCACCCGAUUGCCCAAGAUGUGCAUUAUCAGAAGAUGCUUUAAAUAUAUUUAACCUUUCGGAUCCAGAAUUUGACGCAGACUUUUCUACUGGAGAUGAAGAUCUAUGUAAGAAAAAAAAAGCAAAAAAAAGUGGUAGUGCGGGUGCAGAAAAAAGUAGUAAGGGAAGUAAAAGGAAAGAAAGAGACGACGAUGAUAGGAAAGAAAUAGACGACGAUGAUAGGAAUAAAAGAGACGAUGAUGAUAGAAUUAUAUUAUACAAAAGAAGAAAGAAGGAUGAUAAUACUUCACCACUACCUAACAUUAGAGAUCUUGCUGCUACAUGGUUUAAU